UUUUGCCUUUCCGUGUCUCAGCUUGCAACCUAUAUUCUUGCCUUUUGGCAAAUCCGAAAUCAUUUCUCUCAUUUUCUGCAGUCCCUUCACCUCCAAAGACAACUCUUGGUUCCAUUUACCCCUCCUGCCCUGUCUUCCCCAAAGGUAACAGCAUGAGUAACUGUUUGAUCCCAAGGACAUUCAUGUCGGUUUCCACAGCUAUAGAGGUAAUGGAAGAUAGAAGCACUAAUGUACUUAAUGCAAAGGAGGAUAAUCAUGGAGGAGUUACAGUUAACGUGGACCAGCCUAUGGAUUCCAUGGUCUUUGCUUCUUUGCUGGAAUCAUCAAUGUCAAACUGGCGGGAACAGGGAAAGAAGGGGGUAUGGAUCAAGUUGCCCAUACGACAUGCAAAUCUUGUUGAGGCUGUGGUGAAGGCUGGAUUUAGGUACCACCAUGCGGAGCCAGAUUAUCUGAUGCUUGUACGUUGGAUUCCCAACACUGCUGAUACCCUUCCUGCAAAUGCUUCACAUCGCGUUGGAAUCGGUGCAUUUGUCAUGAAUAAUAAUAGAGAGGUGCUUGUGGUUCAGGAGCGCAAUGGGUGGUUCAAAGGUAAAGGUGUAUGGAAGUUACCUACUGGAACUGUUGAGGAGGGUGAGGAUUUUUCUGCUGCUGCUGUUAGGGAAGUUGAAGAAGAAACAGGAAUAGAGACAGAAUUUGUGGAAGUUUUAGCUUUCAGGCAAAGCCACAAGGCUUUCUUCCGGAAAUCAGACAUGUUCUUUGUUUGCAUGUUGCGACCACGUUCCUUCGAUAUUCAGAUGCAGACCUCUGAAAUUGCAGCUGCUCAGUGGAUGCCAGUUAAGGAUUAUGCAGCCCAACCCUUUGUGACACAAAACUCGGGCUUUGACUCGGUUGCAAAAAUAUGCUUAGAGAACCUGGAUGGGAACUACACUGGCUUCUCUCCUCUGCCUAUAGUUUCAUCUACUGGGAAAAAGACUUACCUAUAUUUCAACAAACAGCAUGCUGGCCACUUGUUUGCUUCCGAAGAUCACCAAGCUUGACUUGCAAUUGCAAGUGCAAUAGGACUGUGAAACCUUCAUAGACUAUUAGGUUGUUUAUAGCAUUACACAGCUAGCUAGCUAGCUAUCUCUAGCUCUCAUAGUUUCUGAUUCUGCAUGCAUUUUUUGCUAUAACCAUUUAAUAAUGGAUUCAGUAAUUUAUUGUUUGUUGAUUUAUCAG
Molecule: messenger RNA, 1215 nt
Organism: Neltuma alba
Lineage: Eukaryota; Viridiplantae; Streptophyta; Magnoliopsida; Fabales; Fabaceae
Product: nudix hydrolase 7-like
Exons: 10
Coding region: 153-1037 (294 amino acids)
Molecular function (GO): NADH pyrophosphatase activity; NAD binding; ADP-ribose diphosphatase activity
Source: RefSeq, a predicted model, not a curated record